Molecule: messenger RNA, 1674 nt
Organism: Drosophila biarmipes
Lineage: Eukaryota; Metazoa; Arthropoda; Insecta; Diptera; Drosophilidae
Product: mitochondrial 2-oxoglutarate/malate carrier protein
Exons: 2
Coding region: 491-1453 (320 amino acids)
Biological process (GO): oxaloacetate transport; phosphate ion transmembrane transport; malate transmembrane transport
Molecular function (GO): succinate transmembrane transporter activity; thiosulfate transmembrane transporter activity; oxaloacetate transmembrane transporter activity
Source: RefSeq, a predicted model, not a curated record
ACAACCUUCGUCAGCAGAUGUAUUUUUGAGUUGCAUUAAGUUUCCCCAGCGAACUGCAGGCCGCAAAAGACAAAUAAAUAAACCAAUUGGUGCCAAACAUUCCGCGGCCACGCAACAGAUAUCAGCGGAGCAGCACGUGCCUCUCGGUCCGAAAAUAACACACAACGGGGGGAGGGAAAAUCGGACGCCUUUGACAUUGAACAACAUUCGCGGGUGCAAAAAUAAAUCUAGGAAAUAAAACCCACACGAACAAAACGAUAUCAGCUGUUUGGCAAGUGCGUGCGGCGCGCGGCGGAAAAAUUCAUUAUUAAUUGUGCCAUCGGCGAAGAGAGGUGCCUUUUGCCAUUUCCCUCGGCGCAUUUUCCACAUUCCCCUCCGCGGCGGCGAGUCGAUUUUUCCGGCCAGCGAAAACUGGAACUUGCAAACAUAUCAUCGUCAGGCAUUUAUUCAAGUGUUGCGGUUGUGUAACCAGAAACCAGAGUCCGGCAAAAUGAGCAACGUCGCUACGAGCAGUGUCCAGGAGGCGCCCAAAAAGGCGGUGGCCUCCAAUGCCAUCAAGUUUCUGUUCGGCGGCCUCUCGGGAAUGGGGGCCACCAUGGUGGUGCAGCCCUUGGACUUGGUGAAGACCCGCAUGCAAAUCUCGGGCGCUGGCAGCGGGAAGAAGGAGUACCGCAGCUCGCUGCACUGCAUCCAGACCAUUGUUAGCAAGGAGGGACCUUUGGCCCUGUACCAGGGCAUUGGAGCAGCUCUGCUGAGGCAGGCCACCUACACCACCGGGAGAUUGGGCAUGUACACUUACCUGAACGAUCUGUUCCGCGAGCGUUUCCAGAGGGCGCCCGGCAUCACGGACAGCAUGGCCAUGGGCACCAUCGCUGGAGCCUGCGGCGCCUUCAUAGGCACCCCCGCGGAGGUGGCUCUGGUACGCAUGACCUCCGAUGGCCGGUUACCCGUGGCCGAGAGGAGGAACUACACCAAUGUGGCCAACGCCCUGGCCAGGAUCACCAAGGAGGAGGGCAUCACCGCUCUUUGGAGGGGCAGCCUGCCCACUGUGGGUCGCGCCAUGGUGGUGAACAUGACCCAGCUGGCCAGUUACUCCCAGUUCAAGACCUACUUCCGCAAUGGACCGCUCAAGAUGGAGGAGGGCAUCAAGCUGCACUUCUGCGCCAGCAUGCUGAGUGGCCUGCUGACCACCAUCACCUCCAUGCCGCUGGACAUUGCCAAGACCCGUAUCCAGAACAUGAAGACGGUGAACGGCAAGCCGGAGUACCGCGGCACCGCCGAUGUCCUGCUGCGGGUGGCCCGCCAGGAGGGAGUCUUCGCCCUGUGGAAGGGAUUCACGCCCUACUACUGCCGCCUCGGUCCGCACACCGUGCUGACCUUCAUCCUGCUGGAGCAGCUCAACCAAGGCUACAACAAGUACGUCCUGGGCGUGGACAAGAGCACUGGCCUGUAAAAUGUGUAUAGGGAUGUAUCCCAAUACCAUAUGGAACGAUCUGCGAACGAUGAACCAGCGUGUAUAUACAACGUUAAGUUUAAACAAAAACAUAGGGCAUUUAAAUGUCGGCAAUUCCGGGACAAUAUUACAUUAUAACGAUUAGCUUGAAUGUUGAACAGUUUUUUGUAGCGCCAUAAGUAUAAAGUGGAUUCUCAAUAAAGCAAAAAUGUUAUAACCAA